AUGCCUAGCAGCUGUUUGUGCCCCUGCUCGCGGCACGGUCCUCUUCAGGCCAGGGGCGCCACAUCCACGGACCAACCCCAGUCUUUGGCUUAUUCCACCAGUCACUAUUUUAGCAGCUUAGAACGUCUCAGACUAGCACAAGAUGUCAACAGCCUCCAACAGUCUUACAGUCGUCCCCAUCCUGAGCCUAAGCCGUCGAUUCUUCAGCAUCCAAAUAAUAGCACUUGGGCCGCCACUGCGCCCUCGAACAGACCCUUCCUUCUCGCAGCCAGCCUGCUACAGCCCGGGUUACUGCUAAACGGGAACAAACUCCGCAAGAGGCGGGCCUCCACGACGAACAGCAGAGCCACCCCAUCAACGGUCGCCUGGUUUGCAUCUCUGCCUCCCGCUCUUCAGAAGAAGCUAUUCUCCAAGGAGGAGUGCUUGUUUUAUACUCAGGACAGCAGCACUGUCAUCCUGGACUCCGCGGACGAAAUUCUGCGCAGACGUAGCUCCAACACCAAGCGACAGGCCGCUCUCGAGGCUGGCAGUUCUGACGACGAGACUGCAGUGGAUUGGGAAGAGCCCAAGCACCAAGAACGGGUGGACUCGGCCGUCGAUAUGGGUGAUUAUAAUGCGGAUGGGUUUCGAUGGUUGGACGAUGAGGCAGACCUGGACCUGAAGUUGGACGACUAUCAUGAAGCCAUUGCAGAAACCGCGCGAAGGACGGCAUCUUUUUCAGAACCGGUGAGACGUCCGUUUAAACGGAAUACGUCGCUUUCGAGCAUACCUAUCCGACGUCCACGCAAGUCGACAUCAUCCUCACGCGGCCAAGUCGAACCUGCCAGUCCGCCGGCCUUGCCGUCUGAGCCUCUUCACUUCCCAUCACCAUCGCCCUCCUUCACCCUGAAACACGCACGAUCCCAGGCAUCCUUAAAUUCUAUCGACCCGCGAGCCACCCAUUAUCAGGACCCUGCCGCGCGAAUGAAGCUUAGGCUUUAUCUGGCCUCCCCACAGAAGUUCGACGAGGCCAUCGAGUUUGGGUUUCCCUCAAUCGGGAUGAAGACCAAGCACAAGGAUCGUACGAGACCAAUGACCAGCCCUCAACCAAGACCUGAUGUCAAUCGCACGUUCUUUCACGACGACGACACCCCAUCAUUAUCAGGGGACGAUGGAGAUGACGCGGACGACCCUGAUACACUCUUCAAUCCCAGUACCCCUGAAGAUACCGUCUUCCAGAUGCACCGGCCUACGAAAAAGCCCAGUGUGGAUGGGAAUGUCGGCUUAAAACCAGUGUCCACGAGACGACAGCCCGAGAUGUAUGCUCGCGGCGGCAUAGGCUUCGACCGGGAGAUGACGCUGCAUAUGACAUUGACACGACCAGACCUACGCUCGCCUGGGGAAACACUACCGAGUUGUCAGAAGAAUGUCAACGAUCUACCUCUGGAACGGCCCGAACUGCUCUCGGAUGGCCACAUGGUCUCAAUUUGGGAUACCUUGCCUCCUGAGGAAUCGAGGGUGAAGAGAUUCCUGCGGAAGUUGAGGCUGAAAUAA
Molecule: messenger RNA, 1533 nt
Organism: Exophiala dermatitidis NIH/UT8656
Lineage: Eukaryota; Fungi; Ascomycota; Eurotiomycetes; Chaetothyriales; Herpotrichiellaceae
Exons: 2
Coding region: 1-1533 (510 amino acids)
Source: RefSeq, a predicted model, not a curated record